This is a messenger RNA of Drosophila serrata, 578 nucleotides long. RefSeq lists its product as uncharacterized. Lineage: Eukaryota; Metazoa; Arthropoda; Insecta; Diptera; Drosophilidae. The record is from RefSeq and is a predicted model, not a curated record.
GCGCUCAUCACUAAACGGAAGUUUUAAAACGUAGCGGGACUUUCUCACGUUUCUCUAUAAAAAAAAAGGAAAAACAUUGGAAGCUUUUGGCGUGCAAAAUGUCUGAAACUGAAUUUGGAAUUUGCCCGUACAACCCGGAUCACAGGAUCGCGCUCUUCCGCAUGCCGAAGCACAUCGUCAAGUGCGAGAGGAACUACCGUGGACCGCCGCUGAAGAUCUGCAAGUACAACGCCACACACCGCGUUCUCGAUAUGGAGGAGCACCUUAAGGAGUGUCUCUACUACCGCCGCUUCAUAGACAAUCGGUGCUUGGAGAUAGCCCUCACCACGCGCAUUGCGCCCACCCAGGAGGAUGGCCAUGUCGUCAGCACUUCAUUCUAAGUCUAGAUAUAAGAACAAAGAUACCAACAGUUGUAUGUCAUCUACAUACAUACAUGCCCAAUUCAAAAGCUUCUUGAAGAAGCGCCACCCAUUGUAAAGGCUCUAAUGGUGUUGAUUUCAUUCACUUUAUGAUUAAAGUAUAUAAUUGUUUCGCUGAGAAUCUUAACACAAAUAGAAAAGCAAAAGUUUUGGUAUUUA